Hippoglossus stenolepis (Pacific halibut) is the source of this 5304-nucleotide messenger RNA. RefSeq names its product A disintegrin and metalloproteinase with thrombospondin motifs 5 (gene adamts5). Gene Ontology annotation, biological process: extracellular matrix organization; proteolysis. Gene Ontology annotation, molecular function: zinc ion binding; metalloendopeptidase activity. The coding region runs from base 237 to 3119 and encodes 960 amino acids. Lineage: Eukaryota; Metazoa; Chordata; Actinopteri; Pleuronectiformes; Pleuronectidae. The record is from RefSeq and is a predicted model, not a curated record. The transcript is spliced from 8 exons.
UCAGCUCAGUGCUCUGCAGCCUGCACACAGGUCCUCUCUGCGGCUCUUUUUUUCUCCUCCAUUUCUUUCCCCUUAACGGUUUCUCGCCUGUUGGUCACCACUGUGCGCUUUUUCAUGGGGGGUUCGGACACCGGGAGGAUGCGCUUUUUGGAGGAACAGACGCUCAAAGUUGUGCGUUCGGACGCCCCGGGCUCGUUUUAGAGGAUUCAUAGAUGCGUGUCUGGUUGGAAUAAACAAUGGUGCGGCUCCUUGGUGCUCUGGCCGGGGGCAUGCUCUGGUUUCGGCUACUGUUGCUGUGCGCGGUGGAGUUGGAGCUGGGAGCCGGGGUCUCCACUUUCCAGGGUUUCUAUCUUCCACCUGCGAACGGGUCGCUGCUCACACCUGCCCGGAGGACGGAUGGAGUCGUGCGGACCGUUGACCGGAUUUACCACGGAGGAGGGAAGGUGGGCUACCUGCUGUACCUGGACGGGAGCCGCUUUCAGUUGGACAUGGAGCGGGACGAGUCGGUGCUGUCGCAUCACUUCAGCCCCCAGUAUGUGCUCGCCAUGAUGGGGGAGAGCCAUGCGCCCUUGCAGCGGGAGUGCGCGUACCGCGGCACAGUGGACUCCAACGCGGAGUCCCUGGCCGUCUUUAACCUCUGCGGCGGGGGUCUGGAGGGCUUCUUCGCCGUGAACCACGCGCGCUACACCAUCACGCCUAUAGUCAGGGCGAAGGGACACGAGCAUGACGUGCGCGCCCUGCAGGACAAGGACGCGGAGAGCGCGCUCCACGUGUUCACGCGCGAGAGCUUCAGCUUCGAGGCCAUGCGCGAGGGGCGCGAGAGCUGCGGGACGCGCGACGGGCGCAGAGGACGCAGGGACGCGGCGGGGAGACGCCGGCACCGAGGGCGCGGGGAGGGGAGACGGGACAGACAGGCGCUCACUGAUGACCAUGACGCGCACGGACGGACACUGUGGAGCCGGCUCGCCAAGGCGCCAGUACCGGAGCCUGGCACGCGGAGGAGAAGGUCGGUCUCCCGCGCCAGGCACGUGGAGCUGCUUCUGGUGGCCGACGACACCAUGCUGAAGAAAUACGGAAAGGACCUGAACCACUACCUGCUCACACUGGCCUCCAUCGCCUCCAAGCUGUACGGGCACGCCAGCAUCGAGAACCCCAUCCGGCUGUCGGUGGUGAAGGUGAUCACGGUGGGUGAGAAGGAGAAGGGGCUGGAGGUGACCAAGAACGCGGCGGCGACGCUCAAGAGCUUCUGCAAGUGGCAGAACCAGCAGAACCCGCUGGACGACGACCACCAGCACCACCACGACGCCGCCAUCCUCUUCACCAGGCAGGACCUCUGCGGCCACCACUCCUGCGACACCCUGGGGAUGGCGGAUGUGGGCACCAUCUGCACUCCGGAGAGAAGCUGCGCCGUCAUCGAGGACGACGGGCUUCACGCUGCAUUCACUGUCGCACACGAAAUAGGUCACCUGCUCGGCCUGUCCCACGACGACUCCAAGUUCUGCGAGGAGCGCUUCGGGGUGAACAGCGACAAGCGGCUCAUGUCCUCCAUCCUGACCUCCAUCGACGCCUCCAAGCCCUGGAGCCGCUGCACCUCGGCGACCAUCACCGACUUCUUCGAUGACGGCAACGCCGAGUGUCUCCUCGAUUCUCCUCGCCAGCCCCUCCUUGGCCCCGAGGAGCUCCCGGGGCAGAGCUACGACGCCGUCCGCCAGUGCCGCCUGGCCUUCGGCCCCGAGUACACGGUCUGCCCGGGCAUGGACGUGUGCUCCCGGCUGUGGUGCGCAGUGAUCCGCCAGGGGCAGAUGGUGUGUCUGACCAAGAAGCUGCCGGCCGUGGAGGGGACGCCCUGCGGGAAGGGACGCAUCUGCCUGCAGGGGAAGUGUGUGGACAAGACCCGCAAGAGACACUACUCGGUGUCCAACCAUGGCAGCUGGAGUUCCUGGGGUUCUUGGGGUGCGUGCUCCCGAACAUGCGGAGGGGGGGUGCAGUUCGCCCAGCGUCUGUGCAACAACCCGCCGCCGCGGAACAACGGGCGCUUCUGCACCGGGAAGAGGGCCAUCUAUCGGUCCUGCAGCGUCACGACGUGUCCCGCAUCCAAUAAGAGUUUCCGUCAGGAGCAGUGCGAGGUGCGUAACGGCCCCCAGACCGAUCCUAAAGGGGUGAAGACCUUUGUCGAGUGGGUGCCCAAAUACGCGGGAGUCCUCCCCAAAGACGUCUGCAAGCUGACCUGCAGAGCGAAAGGAACGGGAUACUACGUGGUGUUCGCUCAGAGGGUGGUCGAGGGGACGGAGUGUCGUCCGUACAGCAGCUCGGUGUGCGUGAAGGGGAAGUGUGUGCGGACGGGCUGCGACGGCAUCAUCGGCUCCAAGCUGCAGUUCGACAAGUGCGGUAUAUGUGGGGGGGACAGCACUGGGUGUCUGCGUGUGAUGGGCAACUUCACAAAGAAGAGUAAGGGCUACACCGAUGUGGUGAAGAUCCCCGCGGGCUCCACCCACGUAAAGGUUCGUCAACACAAGGCCAAGGACCAGACCCGCUACACCGCCUACCUGGCGCUCCGGCGGCCCAACGGCGAGUACCUCCUGAACGGCAAGUUCAUGAUCUCCACCUCCGAGACGAUCAUCCCGCUCAUCGGCUCGGUGCUCAACUACAGCGGGUGGAGCCAAAGGGACGAAUGGCUUCACAGCAUGGGCCCCGGGGCUCUCCAAGAAGCCUUGGUGGUGCAGAUUCUAGCCACGGACGCCAAAAAGCCCCUGGAUGUUCGUUACAGCUUCUUCAUGCCGCGCCGGACAGCCCCGCAGCCGCCGUCCGCUCCGCUCAUCCCCGUCCCGAAGGCAACCACCUCGCCGAGCACUACGACAGUCUCCACCACGACAAGAACCACCACCAGCACCACAUCCUCUGUCCUGGACCCGGGGCCGACGACAGCUCCAGGUCCCUCAACCCCAGCCCCAGGGCCCCGGUGGGUAACAGGUCCCUGGAUGACCUGCUCCAGGACGUGUGACACUGGCUGGCAGAGUCGGACAGUGCAGUGCAAGGACCAGGAUGGGAAAUUGUCCAAAGGAUGCAUUCUGGGCGCUCGCCCCUCUGCCUUCAAACACUGUCUGGCGAAGAAAUGUUGAGGAGGCCUGAGAGGGGGAAAACAGAUUUACGUAAGACGAGAAAGAGACAUUUUAGAGGCUCGGGCUCAGUGGGAUGUAGGACCAAUGAAUGGACCAAUGAAUUUAAGACAUGGAACCUUAAACUGGACUGUGAAUGUUGGCGCUUGGACCCGUCCAACAGACACUCAAAGACACGUUGGCAUGGAUGUACCCGACUAUAUGCCAGAGGAAUGUCCUGGAGUCCUAGUGGCUACCGGUGGGAACCACAGGACAGUUUCCGUAUACCACAGAGACAGGUGUUGCCCUGGCAUAGCUAAGAACUUGAGUUGCAUGUCAUUUCCACACGGACAACAACUGAUUGUCUUUACCUCCGAACCCCUGGAGGCUCAGUGUGUGUUGCCCUGUAACAGCAUGCAUGUUGUGUGUCUUUUUUUAAUGCUAUUCCAUGUGUUCUAAUCACUGUGGGUAUGUGAGAGUCGAACCCCUUUGUCGUAUGUCGUGGGUGCGUCUGAGACCAGAGCCCUGCAGGUUGUAGACCCUGCCCUGUUCCACGACUGCUAUACUACAUAUUAGGGGCGUUUUGGGUCAUUUAAGUGACUGAGAAGCAUGAAAAGGUUUGUUUACGGGAAGAAUGUUGAAAAUGUGGAAUCACCGGGUGGGAAACAAUCUGUGGCAACUUACGCUAAUGAACAAAAACACCAAUAAAAGUCUACCUAUGGCCAAGGAGUAUAUGGAGCCUGAUGACAACAGGGAUCUCCUUUGCUUCCCUACCAAUGUUCUUCCUGUAAAUAUUUCUAAGAGCUACUCUGUGACUGAAGGUGCUGGAUCAGGGUAACAGUACAGUUUGGUUAACGGAUGUUGCAUUGCAUCCUGGGAGUUUAUCGGUCGUACCAAGAAACUGCAGCUUGGUGUGAUGGGAUAGAAAAAGGGGGGGGGGGACCAACUCAACGACGGUGAAAUCAACGGAGGGGCAACGUAACCAUGACACUCCCUAACAUUUAAGGAGGCUGAUGAUGAAUCAGAUUUGGGGCAAUGCUUGAUUUGUGUGUGUGUGCGAAUGUGUGUGUGUGUGUGUGUGAGCUUCUUCACUCUCAGUUCCACUUGUAUUGGUUAUUAUGCUGGUGCUGGGAGGUUUAUUGCCCCCAUGUGUUUUUGUUUGUUGUUGUUUUUUUGUGGCGGUCAAUAUGUGUUAGUUUGUCUGUUUAUCUGUUUAGGAAACUAUGCUAAUUUGACAACGUGUGCCCUGGAAACUCGCAACGACAGCAAGAGAGACACGAAGGCGGGCGUCACUGUCCUUCUGCGACUCAACUCAUUCUCCGUUUCCUUUUAAUCGUUCAUUCCUCGAUUUUACUCAAACAUCCUGUAUUUGCUAAUCAUCCCUUUAACUCGUCUUCAACCCUGGUGGGUGGAGUUUGCCAUAAUACCACAAUUCAUAUUGUGCCACUCGGGGCAGUAAUAUGACCAUGGAUGAACUUAACUAACACUAAUGUACUGUUUAAGACAAUAUAUAGAAGAUCAUUGAAAUUUGCAUUAGAGUAAAAAGUACUUCAAAUGAAUACUUGGUCAAUGUCCUCAGUUCUCAGCUUUACAAGUUAAUGUUGCUUGUGUACCUAGUGGACUUAAAAGAAACCGGUAGUUCUGAUUGUGUUCAAUCUUCUGGCACCAGUCGUGUUUCCCAGUUUGGCAAACCUCCCCCAUCAGCCUCCUGUGCAGCAGAAACCAACAAACCACUCGUACAAUCCGCUCUCCUCCUGCCUCACACAUUCACAGUUAUUUACACAAUGUAGACUUUUUUUUACGUGACUAGAUCUUUCAUAUAUGUGUUAGUUAUCUACCAUAUUUACACCGAGUUUCACACGUACAGACACACACAUUGAAACAAUCCAUCAGGUACAACCAUUGUGAGUUUUUCAAACCCACACACACACAUUCACACAACCUACUUUGACUCUUCCAGGGGGGAAACCCCUCUCGCUGAACGACAGAAACACAGCACUGAACUUGUAAUUUAUUGUUUGUACAACUGGUAUGUGUGAAUAAAAACAGAACAAUGAGAUGAGUUUUAUUUAUUAUACUAAUUUUGUAUCAAAUUACUAUUUAACUUAGGAAUUUGACUGUGCAGAAUCAUUCCUUUGUAAGAAUAUAGUGUUUCUUUUUUCUAGCCAUCCACAUGAAUAUAUGUACAUAAAAUCUAUAUAUUUAAAUA